UUACCAUAACAGGGUGGGCGCGUGCGCUAACACGAGCUCAGUAGAAGUUUGGCAGAGGAGAAAUUUAGAGAGGAACUGCUGAGAAAGAAGGCAAAUGGGCCGAAAAACGCAGAUUUAAUCCGCCUGUAGUCGUUUCACAGCGGGAACUUCAGGAUCCAGGCCUUCUUGGUUUUGGCUGAACAUGGACCCCAACGGUGAGAACAAAAUGACACCUCACCUGUCUGGAACCGGCUCGUCUGAAACCCAGUGGCUGACCACGCCCAAAGGAGCAGGCUGCAGCUGGUUGGUGGUGCUUGCAGCUGUGUCAGCCUCUCUAAGUGGUCUGAUGUUAGGCUAUGAAAUGGGCCUGACCUCCGGGGUCCUGCUGCAGCUGCGGGGUGUCCUCUCUCUUUCCUGCAGGGAACAGGAACUGCUGGUUAGCUCCUACCUGCUUGGAGCUCUCCUCGUCUGCCUCGCUGGAGGCCCUAUUCUGGACCGUUAUGGCCGCCGCUGCUCUUUGCUCCUGAGUGCUUUGUUGGUGGUUGGAGGAACCAUCCUACUUGUCGCUGUGACGUCCUUUGUCUCUCUCACGCUGGGCCGUGUGAUCGUAGGCAUGGGGACCUCUUUGUCAGGGACAGCAGCGUGUCUGUACAUAGCAGAGAUCUCGCCGAGGGAGAGGAGGGGUCUGUUGGUCACGCUGUACGAAUUGAUGCUAGUCAUAGGGGUAAUGUUGGGGUUUGGUUGUAGUUACGCCUUUGCCACCUCGCCUCACGGCUGGGCGUACACAUUUGCACUUGUUAUUCCCCCGACGCUGCUCCAGAUAGGUGCGCUCGUCUUCCUCCCAUCUAGUCCACGCUUCCUUGUUGCUCAGGGAAAAGUGGAGCAGGCGAGGGUGGUGCUGUUCAGGUUGAGAGGUGGAGACAGGGAGCACGUAGCAGGGGAGCUCAGGGACAUCCAGGCUGGACUAAAAGAAGAAUCAGAGCAUAGUUUUUGGGAGCUAUUCAGUGACAAAGCCAACCUGCGUUUACGGUUGCUAACGGGCGUGGCCCUAGUCUUCCUCCAGCAGGCUACAGGACAACCCAACAUCCUCUCCUACGCCUCCCCUCUCCUCCGCAGCGUCGGCUUCGACAGUGAUGCUGCCGCCACCUUGGCCUCCACGGGUUUUGGAGUGGUCAAAGUAGUUUGCACCAUCCCCGCUGUGUUGCUGGUUGAUCGCGUGGGAACCAAAAGCUUUCUGGUGGUGGGCGCCGUUGCAAUGGGAAUUUCUCUGGCUGCUCUCGGUACCCUGACUCUGCAAAGCCGCACUCACCUCACAAGCCUGUGCAAAAGCCAGGCUGAACUAAACCACACAAGUACGCUGUGGGAUCUGAACACAACCUCUAUAGACUUGGACAGCAGUGACAUUUUUUCUACUCACCUCCCAAACCAGUGGGGACCAGAGGAGGUACGGAGGACUGAUACAGAACAAAAUGGGUUUGACGGAUCAGGAGGAGGAAGGACUGAUGGAGAAAUGUCUUCCUCAUUGAAGUGGGUGUCCUUGAUAAGCCUGCUGUUGUAUGUGGCAGGCUUCUCCAUUAGCCUGGGCCCAAUGGUGUACGUGGUCCUCAGUGAGAUCUUUCCCAUGGGAGUCCGAGGCAGAGCCGUGUCUGUGGUGUCGGCUGUGAACUGGGCCACAAACCUGCUCAUUUCUAUGACUUUUCUCACCAUCACAGAAAAGAUUGGCGUUCCCAACGUAAUGUUCUUGUACGCUGCCGUGAGUUUCGUUCUGCUGGUGUUCGUCUUCCUCUGUGUGCCGGAAACCAAAGGCCGGACGCUGGAGGAGAUUUCAAAAGACCUGGCAAAGAAGAAAAGGUUUGAGGUGACGCUUUAUAGGCAGGAGCAGCCAAGGGAGAGCCUGAUCAGCAGGAGCACGCUGAAGGAGUCUCCGGCAAACGCCUGAGUCGUGUACAGAUGGAAGCGUUCCACCGAGUGUAACCUGAGCGUGAAGAAGUGGCGUCUUUACAUCCCUGAUGUUUUCUGCAGAGUAGUGGAGAAGCAUUUGGGAAUUUUCUCAAAUCAGGUCAUCUCAGGGUUACACUUUCUUUUAUUAGGAUAAAUAAUAAAAACUACACCAGGUUUGGAGGAAUACAUCAUGUGUAUUUUAACCAAUACAAUCAAAGCCAUAUUGCACACUAAACUCCACCAGACAGAACUAAGGCCUUCGAUUAGCCACUAAACGAAUCUACUUGUUUUGAACUAACACGUAGACACGAGUUACCUGUCUGAAUUCAGACACCUAAAUGCCUGAAAUGGGCGUGUUUUCCAGGUUUCUCUUAUGGAAGUGAACAAAUUCCUAAAAAGGGUGGCCUCACUCUUCCGGUACAGCCAGUUUUAUCAGAAGAGCAUGACCCCCGCAUAUGCAUAUUUUACAAAUAUUUGCUGCUGAAUAUUAAAUAAAAAUCGAUCAAAUAAGUAUUAAAGAUCAAAAACCUACUGAGGGUUCAAGUUUGAGAGACAAGGCGUAAAUUGCACUAUUUUUAAUUUGUACAUGGAUGCCUUUUUUAGCAUGGAAAUAGUGUAGUUAUUGAAUAUUGUUGAUUUUUCUGGAAUAUUCUCUGUUGCACUCCACAUGUAAUCAAAUACUACAACCAGAACAGAAACAAAUAAAAUCGCCAGUAACCAUUUAA
This is a messenger RNA of Nothobranchius furzeri (turquoise killifish), 2645 nucleotides long. It is a transcript of the gene slc2a12, whose product is annotated as solute carrier family 2 member 12. Gene Ontology annotation, molecular function: symporter activity. NCBI's taxonomy places the organism in Eukaryota, Metazoa, Chordata, Actinopteri, Cyprinodontiformes, Nothobranchiidae. The record is from RefSeq and is a predicted model, not a curated record. Gene Ontology annotation, cellular component: membrane. Gene Ontology annotation, biological process: circulatory system development; D-glucose transmembrane transport.